Trichechus manatus latirostris (Florida manatee) is the source of this 2352-nucleotide messenger RNA. RefSeq names its product cadherin 22 (gene CDH22). Gene Ontology annotation, molecular function: cadherin binding; calcium ion binding. Gene Ontology annotation, biological process: calcium-dependent cell-cell adhesion; homophilic cell-cell adhesion; cell-cell adhesion mediated by cadherin. The record is from RefSeq and is a predicted model, not a curated record. The transcript is spliced from 12 exons. The coding region runs from base 1 to 2352 and encodes 783 amino acids. Gene Ontology annotation, cellular component: plasma membrane; adherens junction; catenin complex. Lineage: Eukaryota; Metazoa; Chordata; Mammalia; Sirenia; Trichechidae.
AUGAGCUUAGAAGAAGAGGAGAAGGGAUUCCUGGAGAAGGAGGAGGCAGCUGCCCUGGAGUAUGGGGCUGACGAGGCUCCAGGCCGAAGCCUCCCCAAGGAGCUCGCCAUGGUUACCAGCUGCCUGCAAGGAGAGGCGAUCCACUCGGACUCAGACAAGGGUGACGGUGCCAUCAAGUACACCAUCUCAGGCGAGGGCGCUGGCACCAUCUUCCUGAUCGACGAGCUGACUGGUGACAUCCACGCCAUGGAACGCCUGGACCGCGAACAGAAAACCUUCUACACGCUGCGGGCCCAGGCCCGGGACCGUGCCACCAACCGCCUGCUGGAGCCCGAGUCGGAGUUCAUCAUCAAGGUGCAGGACAUCAACGACAGCGAGCCCCGCUUCCUGCACGGCCCCUACAUUGGCAGCGUGGCUGAGCUUUCGCCCACAGGUACGUCGGUGAUGCAGGUGAUGGCCUCAGAUGCGGAUGACCCCACGUACGGCAGCAGCGCUCGGCUGGUGUACAGCGUGCUGGAUGGCGAGCACCACUUCACCGUGGACCCCAAAACCGGUGUGAUCCGGACAGCUGUACCUGACCUUGACCGAGAGAGCCAGGAGCGCUAUGAGGUGGUGAUCCAGGCCAUGGACAUGGCGGGCCAGCUGGGCGGCCUCUCAGGUUCCACUACUGUCACCAUCGUGGUCACUGACGUCAACGACAACCCGCCCCGAUUCCCGCAGAAGAUGUACCUGUUCAACAUCAAGGAGUCGGCCCCCAUUGGCACAGCCGUGGGGCGAGUGAAGGCUGAGGACUCAGACGUGGGCGAGAACACAGACAUGACUUACCACCUCAAGGAGGAGAGUGGCAGCGGCGGAGAUGUGUUCAAGGUCACCACGGACAGCGACACUCAGGAGGCCAUCAUCUUAGUGCAGAAGCGCCUGGACUUCGAGUCCCAGUCGGUGCACACUGUGGUCCUGGAAGCCCUCAACAAGUUCGUGGACCCCCGCUUCGCCGACCUGGGCACGUUCCGCGACCAGGCGAUCGUGCGCGUGGCCGUGACCGACGUGGACGAGCCCCCCGAGUUCCAGCCGCCCUCCGGCCUCCUGGAGGUGCAGGAAGACGCGCAGGUGGGCUCCCUGGUCGGCGUGGUGACUGCGCGGGACCCCGACGCCGCCAACCGGCCCGUCCGGUACGCCAUUGACCGCAACUCGGAUUUGGACCAGAUCUUCGAUAUUGACGAGGACACGGGUGCCAUCAUGACGGGCAAGGGGCUGGACCGAGAGACUGCCGGCUGGCACAACAUCACGGUGCUGGCCAUGGAGGCUGACAAUCAUGCCCAGCUAUCCCGGGCAUCCCUAAGGAUCCGAAUCCUCGAUGUGAACGACAAUCCCCCAGAGCUGGCCACACCCUACGAGGCAGCUGUAUGUGAGGAUGCCAAGCCAGGCCAGCUCAUCCAGACAAUCAGCGUGGUGGACAGAGAUGAGCCCCAGGGUGGCCAUCGCUUCUAUUUCCGCCUGGUGCCUGAGGCUCCCAGCAACCCUCACUUCUCUCUGCUUGACAUCCAAGACAACACGGCCGCAGUGCACACCCAACACGUGGGCUUCAACCGGCAGGAGCAGGACGUGUUCUUCCUGCCUAUCCUGGUGGUGGACAGCGGGCCACCCACACUGAGCAGCACGGGCACGCUUACCAUCCGCAUCUGUGGCUGCGACAGCUCCGGCACCAUCCAGUCCUGCAACACCACGGCCUUUGUCAUGGCCACCUCCCUCAGCCCUGGCGCCCUCAUCGCCCUGCUGGUCUGCGUCCUCAUCCUGGUCGUGUUAGUGCUGCUGAUCCUCACCCUCCGGCGCCACCACAAGAGCCACCUGAGCUCGGACGAGGACGAGGACAUGCGGGACAACGUUAUCAAAUACAACGAUGAGGGCGGCGGCGAGCAGGACACGGAAGCCUACGACAUGUCGGCGCUGCGGAGCCUCUACGACUUCGGGGAGCUCAAAGGCGGAGACAGCGGGGGCGGCGGGGGCACGGGCGGGAGCGCGGGCAGCCCCCCGCAGGCCAGCUUGCCUUCCGAGCGCCACUCGCUGCCGCAGGGGCCGCCGAGCCCCGAGCCGGACUUCUCGGUGUUCAGGGACUUCAUCGGCCGCAAGGUGGCGCUGGCGGACGGGGACCUGUCGGUGCCGCCCUACGACGCCUUCCAGACCUACGCCUUCGAGGGCGCGGACUCGCCCGCAGCCUCGCUCAGCUCGCUGCACAGCGGCUCGUCGGGCUCCGAGCAAGACUUCGCCUAUCUCAGCAGCUGGGGCCCGCGCUUCCGGCCGCUGGCCGCGCUCUACGCCGGUCACCGCGCGGACGACGAGGCCCCGGCCUCCUAG